This is a messenger RNA of Cryptococcus wingfieldii CBS 7118, 168 nucleotides long. RefSeq lists its product as hypothetical. The transcript has 2 exons. Bases 1 to 168 code for a protein of 55 amino acids. Lineage: Eukaryota; Fungi; Basidiomycota; Tremellomycetes; Tremellales; Cryptococcaceae. The record is from RefSeq and is a predicted model, not a curated record.
AUGACUGCGCCUGCUUUUGUCAAUGGCAGACAUGCGGUGCCCGAACUCAAUGAGAAUGAGAAGAAGGGUGUGCAGAAGUAUGAGGCUCGGGCCCAGGCGGAAUCCCAGCUGGCCAAGCAAGACUCUCCCUUCUUCUCAAACACCGACAAACCCGGAGAGGCGACGUAA